AUCUAGUCAAAAUUUCUUUCUGCCAUCACUUUUCUGCUACAUAUACUACCCAACCCACACCAGUGUCUCAGGAGAAGUGGAGACGCAUGGCAGAAGUGGUGAAGCUGCUGUAAAUUGACGCGCCUUAGCCGACUCGCGUCUUAUCGUGGCUUGACGGUCGGCUUCUACUGGACGGACUCGCUUUACCUGCUCCGAGGGACACCUUUUCGAUACACGAGUCUACGAACAAUGGCCGACGAACAUGAAACCCCAUCCUCCGCGGAGGAGGAAACCCAGGUCGAGUCGCUUAUCCAGGGACGCGCCAAAAGAAGCACCGCAGGGCUUCACAUGUCGGCUCUUCUGGAUGCUGCCGCAGACGACGACCUUGCACUUCUGUUUGAAGAAGUCGAAGACGACAAUGAGUUCGCCGUGGAUGCAGAGGAAAUGGGCGGAGAGGAGGAUGAUAUGCGCUUUGAUACUUCGUCGGAGGAUGAAGACGACCAAGGACCCAGCGCCAAGGACGACGACUUUGAAGGUGAACAGCAGCUACAGAAGGAAGAGCGGGCAGAUAAGAAGAAGAAGAGAGCGAAGGACGAUCUACGAUAUAAGAUAGCCGCCAAGAGAGUCAAGAUCGAUCCCACCGCCGUGUCCGCAGUGCCUGCCCCCCGACCGAAAAAGAAGUCCGAACGCGUUUCGUGGAUUCCGACCCCCGAAGAAGGGCCAACGAGGUCGUCGUCUCGUCGACAAACCAUGCAGAACAAGGAACUCACGCAUGCACGACUCAAAGAUAGCGAGGAGAAGCGCAUCCGUCUCAUAGCGACCAUGGAGGAGGCAGCGAAGCGGAAAGCUCAAUUUAAGCCGAAGGAGAUGACGCAGGCCGAACGUCUUGCCGAAGCUGAGAGGGUAGAACGGCACAAUAGCAAGAGUCUCAACAGAUGGGAGGAAAUGGAGAAGAGAAAGGCCGAGGAAAGAAAAGCGAAGAUCGAGGCGCUGCAGAACCGUCGUCUCGAAGGUCCGGUCAUGUCAUACUGGAGCGGUAUAGCCACUUGGGCUGACGGUCGCUUAACGCGCGUCGGCAAAGUCGAUAUCACCCCCAAGCCAGAAAAGGAGGACACUACACGCAAGAAAAGCAAGAAGUCGGACAAAGAAGGGAAGAAUGUGACGGAGCAAAAGCCGACCGAGGAUGGUGCUACUGUUGAGCCUGCCACGCCGCAAGCAGCCCCUCCCGCUACCAACGAGGCCGAAAAACCCAAGGAUUCAGUUGAAAUUGCUGGAGGGGAACCUGUGAAGGGAAAUCCCGAGCCCUCAGAAGUCCCACCAACUGAUACCCGCCCCGUUCAAGAGGGCGAUGCACCAUCAGAAAGCAAAACUACCAUUGCCGAUAGUGAAGCCUCUCCAUGUGCUCCCGAAGCUGCAUCUGCAUCUGCAACUGCACCUGCACCUGCAGAGGCUUCAGCCGCUGCCCCGGAGCAACCGUCCACUUCCGCGCCCGUAGAGGCGUCGGGUACCGAGAAGUCGUCAGAAUUGCCUCCCGUUGAUGUUGAGCUUAAAGAUACAGAGAUGAAAGAUGCAGAACCACAAAAUCCCGUUCAGGAUACAGCUUCACCUGGUGGGGAAGCAGAAACCGACAAAGCAGAGAGUAAAGUCGAGAAACCUGACGCAGAGAAACCAGAAAAGGCUACAGAAGCCGCAGCUCAAGCUCCGCAGUCCUCGGCGCAACCCUCUGGCGACGAGACUUCUGCAGCCGAACCCGCAAAACAACCUGAGGUAGAAGUACCAGCUACACAGCCAAAACCCAGCGAAGCCGAACAACCUACAGAGGAAAAUCUCAGCGAUGGAAAGAAGGAACCUAUUUCUGAGCCUCUUGCAACUACCGGCCAAGGGAUAGAGGCAGUCGCAGCUUCGGAGGAGCUCUCGCCUACUGCAGUGCCGGCCGCUGCUGAUGCACCUUCCCAAGCCGACUCACUUAAAGAUGCCUUGGUCCCAACACAGUCUGAGAAGGAUACUCCCGAGUUGCAUGCUAAUCAGCCAAAUGUCGUCACUGAAGACGCACCACAAGUAGUGGUCCCUCAACCUCCUUCAAUCAUUGAACAAACGGGACGCAACCUGACGAUCUUGGAAAACUUUGAUGAUAAGACGGCUCAAAGUCGCGAGUUCAGCAUUUAUUUCAAUGCGAAAAAGCCUCCGAGGCUGACCAAGAUCUCCUCAUCCCUUUGUGUGAUCACAUCACUGCCCUCCCGCUAUCGAGAUCCUGACACGUCUCUUCCAUUCGCAAACGCCUAUGCGUAUCACGAAAUCCGAAACGCCGUGUCGCAAAAGUUUAGUUGGAGCCCAAUGCUUGGGUGCUAUGUCGGCCCAGCUGGAGUAGCUGCACGUGGAGUGCCGGCCAGAUUUUUGGGCGGACCUGAAGCAAAGGAGGAAACCAAGGAGCUUGCACCAUCGACCGUGGACGAUAAGGCUCCCAACGAUUCUCCUGCGACCAAAGCGAAUGGGGAACCAAAGGCUCCAGCUGCAGCUGAGGCCUCGAAGACCGCUACUCCUGACCCUGGUUCGGCUGCUGCAUCUACUCCCACCCCGGCGGCCACGGGAGAUCCAAUGGAGGUUGAUUGA
Aspergillus uvarum CBS 121591 is the source of this 2589-nucleotide messenger RNA. RefSeq names its product putative signal transducer. Gene Ontology annotation, cellular component: nucleus. Lineage: Eukaryota; Fungi; Ascomycota; Eurotiomycetes; Eurotiales; Aspergillaceae. Gene Ontology annotation, molecular function: ATP-dependent H2AZ histone chaperone activity. The record is from RefSeq and is a predicted model, not a curated record. The transcript has 2 exons. Gene Ontology annotation, biological process: regulation of DNA-templated transcription; chromatin remodeling. Bases 229 to 2589 code for a protein of 786 amino acids.